Messenger RNA from Lytechinus pictus (painted urchin), 1672 nucleotides. RefSeq names its product acyl-coenzyme A thioesterase 13-like. The coding region runs from base 113 to 541 and encodes 142 amino acids. The record is from RefSeq and is a predicted model, not a curated record. The transcript has 3 exons. NCBI's taxonomy places the organism in Eukaryota, Metazoa, Echinodermata, Echinoidea, Temnopleuroida, Toxopneustidae. Gene Ontology annotation, molecular function: fatty acyl-CoA hydrolase activity.
AGACAGAUCUAGCACGGUGGGCGUCAUUUAUUUGUCUUACGGUAUAACAGCAACCGAUGGUCUUACACGGCUCAGGAUCGUAAUUAUUAUCACCUGGUAAUUAUAAUAAAAGAUGUCAUUAAAUGGAGCAACAAAGCGGGCCGCAGAUAUUCUGAAAUAUUGUGCGAGAUCGAAGGGAUUCGACAACAUUUUUUCUACGUUUAAUGUCAUUGCUGCAUCUCCGAACAAAGUAACGGCAGAGUACAUCGUGAAAGAUGAACACUGCAAUCAGUAUGGUACUCUACAUGGGGGAUUUACAGCCACUGCUGUUGAUUUUAUGACGACUAUAGCUCUUAUUGCGGAUGAAGAAGAUUCUCGUCCUGGUGUCAGUCUGAAUCUUAGUGUAAAUUACAUGAAAGCUCUAAAGAUUGGUGACAAAAUCACAUUAGAAGGGGAAGUGUUGAGAAAAGGAAGAAGUGUAGCUUACACAACCGCACGCAUAUUUAAGGAGAACGGAGAACUUGCUGCCCAUGGAACGCAUAUAAAACAUUUAGGGAAUUAGCAUAAAAAACAUUACAAUAUUCUUGUUAAGAAAAUAAUGACAUGUUGACAACUGUGUAAUAUUGAGUGCAGCUUUAUUUUGUAAAUUAUAACUAUUCAUACAUGUCUUUAUACAUUUAAACCAAAUACCAAAGAGUACAUGUAAACCCAUACACCAUGUGGAUUUUUAUUGAGCUAAAGAGUCUAGGCACAAAAUGGAACAUUUUAAACCAAACAUCAUUAAAAAUCUAGCCAAAUACAGUCUUCAGGGGCAAUGAAUGAUAAACAAUAUAUAUAUGUAUAUAUAUAUAUAUACAUAUAUAUAUAUAUAUGUAUAUAUAUAUAUGUAUAUAUAUAUAUAUAUAUAUAUACUACCUCUCUAACUUCCAACUCCUGAGGUCAGUAUGCAUACAACAUCUUAUACUACAUUUACUUAGAAGAUAAGUGGGCGUAGCUUAAGGAAAUUUUAGCGUGUGUAAAAAGGGUAUUAGUGCUCUAUCAAUUACAGUAUGUACAGUAGAUAAGCUUUCCUUUGGCAUUCUCCUAGGCUCAGUGUUUCUGUAAAACUAUUUCUACAGCUACAGAACAUCUUUUGUUGAUAUCAACAAGUGUUUCCCUUCAUGCGAAAGUACCUGUGAUUCGAUGAGCCAAGAAAUCACCUGAUUAUUUUAUCAAUUUUUCAUAAUUAUAUUCAAAUUGUAGGAAUUAAUAUAGUAAUUUAUAUCAAACCUACUUCAUGAAGCACAAUAGCAUUGUCUUUCUUAUACAUGUACUGAUAGUAGUGUAGAGAUAACGUAGAGAUAACUAUGCAAUAUUAUUGCUAUCUAGUCUGAAAUUAUAGACCCAAUAACACUCAGCAUUUAGUUUGUCUAUUCAUUCCCAUCAUCUGCAUUUCAACCUCCAUGCCCCCAUGGCAGUGAAAAUUAAAGCAAAAUCUUAAAGGAGAAAGAAAAGUCCUGCACACAUUCAUCCAUGAGAAACUCUCCUGCCAUUUUGGAAUUAUAAUUUUUUGUUCAUUUUGGGGGCUAUUGCUGGUGGGUCAUAAAUGUAUUCCAUACUGUAUACUCUUAUUGCUUAGUAGAAAAAGUUUGUUUAUUGAAAAUACCAAAUACCUCAGAGUCUAUGAAUAAACGAAUUUAUAUCUUGAGAAAAA